GAAUUCACAAUAACAGCUUUUGAGGUUGUAAAAGAUGUCGAAAGAAACACUUGGAAUCGUAGUGGUAGCGAUUGUCGCCUUUGUAUCUCUCAAUGAUGGAUUUCUCGAAUCAGUGCCACGAACGUCGCCGUGUUUAAAGUGUGAAAAUGUCACAAAUAUAACUGAAGAGUGCAUUGACUAUACACAUAAAUGCCGGGCAUGUUUUCUGGAGAGAAAAACGUACAACAACAUCUAUUACUACACGUUGGGAUGCGCCGACAACCAGCCUCAAGCCUCUUGUCCUAUUAAAACAAGGCGUUCCCUGGAAGACAUCAUGGCGGUAUCCAGAUAUGAUCGCAGAAACAACAGGGCUGCAUUUCGUUCCCCAAGUAAUUCUACCACAGCGAUAACACAAACAACAGCAACAUCAGUGACAACAACAGCAUUGACAAGACAAUCAUCUGAGCCAGUCGUAGAAGAAGGCUGUUGUCAAUCCUGCACUAAUACGCGUGAAGAACAAAUUUGCAACGCCAAUUUGUACGAAUGCCAGCCCGGAGCAUGUUACGACGAAAUAGGAUCCCAUGGUUGCCAAAUUCAAAAAUAUCUUGACCAUGACUACUGUAACAACAAAACAAACGCCAAGAAGACGUGUAAACUGUCAUGCCAACUUUGUGAUUUGGAUGCAGUGCCUGUAUUAAAGCUGGGAUAGACAAGGUCACAACAGUGCAGGUUGAUGACGGGAUUAUGCAGUCAUAUACAUCAAUGUGUUGUCAAUACAUAUUAUAUUAAAAU
This is a messenger RNA of Mya arenaria, 771 nucleotides long. RefSeq lists its product as uncharacterized. Bases 35 to 688 code for a protein of 217 amino acids. The transcript is spliced from 7 exons. Lineage: Eukaryota; Metazoa; Mollusca; Bivalvia; Myida; Myidae. The record is from RefSeq and is a predicted model, not a curated record.